Paralichthys olivaceus (Japanese flounder) is the source of this 2523-nucleotide messenger RNA. It is a transcript of the gene hmga1a, whose product is annotated as high mobility group AT-hook 1a. Gene Ontology annotation, molecular function: DNA binding; transcription coregulator activity. Gene Ontology annotation, cellular component: nucleus; chromatin. The record is from RefSeq and is a predicted model, not a curated record. Lineage: Eukaryota; Metazoa; Chordata; Actinopteri; Pleuronectiformes; Paralichthyidae. Gene Ontology annotation, biological process: regulation of DNA-templated transcription.
AGUCUGCUUCUCUGGUGUGUGUGUGUGUGAGUGAGUGAGUGUGUGUGUGUGUGUGUGUACCGCUGCAUGAGCUGGUUUAAAGGGGCGGGCUGCGCGCUGUGUGACGAAUAAAAAGCUGGAGCCUAUAGAUCAGUGCGAGGCUUUUUAACCGGGUAUAACCAGUCAGCCUUAAAGGAAACAUCUUCAACCACAGGGACCGAGCUGUGAAGGUGUGAAAAGCGACGCAAACAUGAGCGACAAGGGGACAGUUUCACCUAAAGAGGAAACAGAGAAGAGGGGGCGUGGAAGACCCCGCAAGCAGCCCCAGGUGAAAACCUCUGACGAACCAAGUGGGUCCCCAACUCCAAAGAGGCCCAGAGGACGACCAAAGGGCAGCAAAAACAAGUCAUCGAGCAAGGGCAAAAAGGCGACGGCAGCCCCAUCUGCAGGAGGAAAACGCAGGGGAAGACCCAAGAAGGAGGAGAAGGAAGAAAAAGCGUCCCAGGAAUCAUCUGAGGCGGAAGAGGAAGAGGACCAGUAAUUCACAACGCAUGCUACCUCACUCAACAUACUGACUUACUGUUAACCAGAACUGGGCUGUAUCUCCAACACCAGUGCCACCACAUGACCACUGUUCACGACAGAGCCCCCUUUGCCAAAAGGAGGCUUAACACAGUACAUAAUCAUGCAACAGCACUGGAUAGAACGAUGGACCUUGCUCAAGCAUAGAUCUAAGAAUUACAUGAAAGGUAACAGCCCUUUUCUCUACAUGUCAUGCUAUCACAAGUCUUUUAUACUGGACAAAGGUGUGCUCCACAGAGCCUGGAUGUUUCUGUUUCCCAUAAAAGAUGGUUUGUAGGACAUUUUCUCUGCUCAACGUUACCUAUUUGUUGUUCCCGCAUCUGAGAUGGUAGGGCAUAUAGAUUUUUCUCCAUGUUUUGUACUGGACAAAGGUGAAUUUUACCUAUACUUGUUUGUUUUUUUUCUUUUGUGUGUUCAUGUGAAAUGGUUAACCAUUGCAUCAUGUCUAUAGAUGGAGUUGAGCUUCAGCUUUUAGGAUGAGAAUAGGUAACUGGUGGUGUUUUUCUUUUUCCACCCCUCUUCCCAUGUCUAAUCGACAUAACAGACUUCACCUCAUCGUCUCACCAGUAGAGCAGAAUCAUUGUCACCACCGCCCCCCCCCUCCUCGGUUUAGAUUUAGAUAUGCUUCUUCCUUCUCGGUACUCGGCGUGUAGAGGGGAGAUGUUUCAUUACUAAUCAGAAUAGUCUGAUCAGACUUACUGUUUUUGUUCCUUCGGGUUACUUACCGUUUAAAGACAAAAAAAACAUGAGUGUGCUGCUUUUCAUGUCAUAAUAAAAAUCAAACUAUAUGGUAUAACGUGUGUUUUUAAGGAUAGGAUAGGGUAACUUGGCAGAGGCUGAAAGCAUCAGCGUUGUUUCUUCAGGGAGCUUUUACAAAAUGCUGUUACAUUGGUCCUCAGUUUCCACGCGCCCGCUCAAUCACUCGAGGCAGACACGCAGAGGAUUGUAAUGGAGGAUAGUUGGUGGCACUGCUAUCCAACAGGGCUGAACGUUUUCAUUCCACGUAGCACUCACUGCUUCACCUAGGGUUGGUCUUUCUGUCAAAACUUAGUAUUGUUAAAAUAUACUUUUCUUAGUCUUUUUUGAAGAUGUGUGUUGUAUGACAUCGGCUAAAGAAAAUAAAAUGUUUGAGUAUUUCUAAGUGUCAGGGAACCCGCGGUCACAGUCCACUUAAACUGGGUUUUUCCAUACACCUAAGCUGCUACAACCUCAGUUACGAAACCCGGAAAACUGCAAACAGGCGAUACACGGCCUGGAUUUCAUACCUCACUCAACAGCUUACUUUACCAUAUAAUUGCAUUUAACUGGUUUUCUGUUGUUUUUAAAUGUAACCUCUGGCAUGAGAUGGAAAGAUGUCGUUAUUACAAAGUUUGUGUAACUUACUUUUUUUUUUUUUCCUGACUGUUAUAAGGUAACUUUUUUUUUUAGAUGUCAACCGUGCGAUUGUGUUCAAACACAAAAACAUGUCUUGGCUCGUGCAGACAGGUUGUUUUUAAAGCAAGUCAGGGAGACCUGUCAGCUUGACAACUGUGUUCGCUGACUGUGGUAGAUUAGCAGGUGUGUUUUUAUCCUUUUGAAAAGUUUUUUUCUUCUGGUGCACUGAAAUGUUGGUUCUGAUUUUCAUGGACAAAUGUUUGUGUGUUUGUGAUAGACAGGGCGCUCUUUCCACUUUACUGUUCUGUUGGACAUUUGUGUGUUUGGCACAGCCGCCCUCACCGUACUCGUACAACGGUCAUGGUUCACGUCAUUUUUUUUCAGCAUCCUCCAAAUACUCUUGACAAUAUCGGUGUCGUUCUACAUACCGACAUCUUGCAUCCGUUCAUUUAUAUACCGUAAAACUCAACAGGAUGGGAUCAUUCUUUUUAAUGUACACCGUAUAUAAAUGUACAAUGUCUAUAUUUCUAUGGUGCCCUACAACAAUUUGUAUCAGAAAUGGUCAAUAAAGAGAAUUUUCUUUGUCAA